Messenger RNA from Alternaria metachromatica, 225 nucleotides. RefSeq lists its product as uncharacterized. The annotation marks the transcript as partial. The record is from RefSeq and is a predicted model, not a curated record. The transcript has a single exon. Gene Ontology annotation, cellular component: Arp2/3 protein complex; actin cytoskeleton. Gene Ontology annotation, biological process: regulation of actin filament polymerization; Arp2/3 complex-mediated actin nucleation. NCBI's taxonomy places the organism in Eukaryota, Fungi, Ascomycota, Dothideomycetes, Pleosporales, Pleosporaceae.
AUGGCCAACAUCAACUGGCGGACCAUCAACAUCGACGCCUUGGACCCCGACAGCCCCGCCAACUUCGACCUAAGCUCCCUCGCUCCCGCCGUUGCGCCUGUCUCGACGGCCGAUGUCCAGACCAACGCCCAGUCAAUACGGCAACUGCUACGGGGUGGUGACAAUGAGGGCGCCCUUCAGAGUGCCUUAGAGAACCCCCCAUAUGGCGCAGACGACAAGGGAAAG